AUGUCCAGUCCAGAGCAUGCAUUUCAAGAACUCGCCAAUAUCUUCGCAUCUAGAGACAACAAAGUCCUUGAAAUCGAGAUCAUCCCACCAAGUCUAGGCGCCGCAUUCCUCCAAGAUGGAUGCGCUAUUGGCACAACCAAGAAAACAUUAAUUCAGGCCUAUACGGUGGCCCGACAACUCUUCUUCGACCGUCUACAGCCUAUGACCGAAGAUGACCUCAAAGCCAUCCACCAGUCCGAUACGGUCAUCACAGAGAUAAUGCUUCUCUUCGACUGCGAGCAUCUCACUGCUUGUAACUGGCGCAAGCGCAGACUCUGCACAGCCAUGGCUAGUUCCGUCGCAGCUACCACGCUGUUACUGUUCCAAACUGAGCUCACGCUCAUGUCGAGCUAUCAGUGCUCGCCGCUGCAUCGCCACACCAAAUCGCCCACUUUGUGGCAUCAUCGGCUGUGGGUGCUGGGCCAUUUACUGCGGAUGCAGACUUGGAGCACACCGGAGCUGUUGAGUCUUCAGCGCUCAGAAUUGGAUGUUGUUCUUCGCGCUGGAGAAUUGCACCCCAAGAACUACUACGCCUUUAGCUACAUGCGACAGUUGGGUGUAGUGUUGACUGAUGCGGCUGAGGAUGAGGACUGGAAUACUGAAUCCGCACGCUCCGUUGUUGACCGGGUUAUCGAUUGGUGCCUGGCCAAUCCGCGCGAUAUAUCGGGUUGGAGCUUCGCUGUUCAUGUGUUGGAGGAUAUACCAAGCGAAGAUAUCCAAGUGCAGGCACUUGGGAAAGUUACUCGGUUUGCGCUUAGUGUUGGAUGGGAAGGGGAGAGCCUGUGGACGUUUGUCGCGCAAGCGGCGAGCCAAUUCGGCCUUGAAGACACGGUGAAUGCGAUAAUGAUUCCCCUUGGGAGGAAUGUUUCCGCCCAAGGUUCGCAGAAGCGAUGGCACACCUGGCUGGGUUUGGCGAGAGCAUAUUGGGCUCAAAAUGGGAAUGGCUGA
Penicillium soppii is the source of this 987-nucleotide messenger RNA. RefSeq lists its product as uncharacterized. NCBI's taxonomy places the organism in Eukaryota, Fungi, Ascomycota, Eurotiomycetes, Eurotiales, Aspergillaceae. Gene Ontology annotation, molecular function: protein prenyltransferase activity. Gene Ontology annotation, cellular component: cytoplasm. The transcript has a single exon. The record is from RefSeq and is a predicted model, not a curated record. Gene Ontology annotation, biological process: protein prenylation. Bases 1 to 987 code for a protein of 328 amino acids.